Messenger RNA from Panicum hallii, 1786 nucleotides. RefSeq names its product transcription factor NAI1-like. The record is from RefSeq and is a predicted model, not a curated record. The transcript is spliced from 4 exons. Gene Ontology annotation, molecular function: protein dimerization activity. The coding region runs from base 31 to 1263 and encodes 410 amino acids. Lineage: Eukaryota; Viridiplantae; Streptophyta; Magnoliopsida; Poales; Poaceae.
UCCACAUAUCAUGGCUUGUGCUUUUACCUCAUGAUUCACCUUUCAGUGACGGUGUGCAAGCUAUCAUUUUCACCCGAGCUUCAUAUAAUUUACUCCAAUUAUGGUCGAGAGAGGGCGCCACUGAUGGAUCUGAGAUACACCGCCAAGCUAAGGACAGGCAUCAGAAUGGAGGAGGACUCGAGCCUGUUUAUGCAGUGGGCGAUGGACACGCUGCGGCACGAGCGGCCGGUGGCCGGCGCCAUCAGCAACGACUGCAGCGAGGCGACCUUCCCCUCGCUCCAAGCGCUCCGGGAGGCCUCGCACGCGGCCGAAAUGGUCCAGGAGCUCAUCUCGGCAGCGCCGGCGAACAGCUGGAGCUCCGGCGACGACACCACCGACGGCAGCAGCGGAGGCAACAACUCGGCCGGCGCGGCCAUGGAUCACGACGCCUGGCCGCCGACGCCCAACUCCGCCAGGCGCGCACCGAGCAGAAGCGGCAGCGGCACCAACCUUCCGGUGAGCUGGAACUUCGGCGCCGCCGCCUCGGCGCUGCCAGGCAGCGACGGCAUGCUGGCGGCGGCGGAGGCCGCCCCCACGCGCCGCCCGCCGGACAUAGUGUGCCGGUCGCCACCGACGAGGAGAGCAGGUGCAAAGGGCGCGGGAUCCAUGUCGACGCCGUACGCUCAGGACCACAUCAUCGCGGAGCGGAAGCGGCGGGAGAAGAUCAACCAACGCUUCAUCGAGCUCUCCACCGUCAUCCCCAGCCUCAAGAAGAUGGACAAGGCGACGAUCCUUUCUGACGCGACCAAGUACGUCAAGGAGCUCCAAGAAAAGCUCAGAGGCCUGGAGGCUGACGGCAGCAGCAACGGCAGGAGCAUCGUCAAGACCGUGGUGCUCGUCAAGAGGCCAUGCCUCCAUGCUGCGGCCAAGCCGGACGAAGAUGGCUCCCCGUUGUCAGCGUCAUCAGCCGCGCCUGCGGUGAGGAAACAGCUGCCGGAGAUAGAGGCCCGGUUCUCGGAUAAGAGCGUGAUGGUGAGGAUCAACUGCGAGGACGGCAAGGGGGUGGCCGUGAAGCUGCUCACCGAGGUCGAGGAGCUCCGCCUCAGUAUCACCCACGCCAAUGUCAUGCCGUUCCCGGCGGGCACUCUGAUCAUAACCAUCACAGCAAAGGUGGAGGAGGGGUUCACCGUAACUGCGGAGGAGAUUGUUGGCAGACUCAACUCUGCAUUACUGCACCAGCAUAAUAGCAGCUGCAACAGCACUGAUGAUGAAACAGGAAACUAGUUAAAGGCUUGGGUCUGCAUAUACAAAAAAAAAAAUAUCUACGGCUGUGGGAAUAGUAAACUCCGAUGGCAUAUAUAAUGCAAUUGAGUGUUCCUUUUCUUUUUCUUUUUUGCAACAAUUUACGGGUUGAGCUUUUUUUUUUAACCUUUGGCGCGACGUCCCUUCACGUAGCGUGCAUGCAACAAAUCAUGCACAUUGUGUAAGUGGUGAUGACGACCAUGAGCAUGCACACUAGUGGAUGUUCGAGACGAUAAUUUCUGCACCACAUGUUUGCAACUUGGUGCCAGGUAUGCAUCAACAUCCAUGCAGAUGGGAGGUGUUAUUGUCCCAAAAAAAUCCUCAAGAAAGAUCAAAUCAGAUGGUUGCCUCCAGUGAAAUAAAGCAUGCAAUGCAUGCAUGUACCAGCAAGUGGUCUGCAAGUAAGUUGUCAAGUUGAUUUGAACCAAGCUUAGCUCUUGUACAAAUAUUAUGUAGCCAUGUGCUAAUACCACUGUUCAUGAUUCUAGCUGUCUCCAUUGAUCUA